ACCAUACAAGAGCGGGCCAUGAGGACUUCUCCCAAAAACAGAAGCUGCGAAGUUUACAGCGUCUCUGGUUUGGGAGCCUGCGCCCCCGCCGGUGCACCUGCACAGGAGGACUUUGUGACGAAACCCACCCAGAUGUCAAGUCCAUCUAGCAGCGAGUCUGACAUCAAGAGCCCGAUGGGCAAGAGAGUGAAUUGCAGGGUAUGGAGUAAGUGGGCAUUGAGAGCCUCCCCCCUCCUCCCUCUCUCGGCUGCCAUUGCAAUGACUCUCCAUUUCCUUGCAUCCUCUCCAUCGCUCUCAGUGUUCUAUCUUGGAGGAAGCAUCGAGUUCUCCAACCUCAGCUUCUCUCCAGACCUGGCAGACCCGUCGUCUACACAGUUCCGCCUCCAGUCUCAGGCGCUAAGCCAUUAUUUCUCAGACUUGUAUGAUUCUUCACCAUGGAGCACAUAUUACCAGCACUCAGGAAUUAUUGCAUUUAGUGAAGGAGUGGAAGGUCUUUGUGUCUACUACUGGAGUAAAUUCUCUGCUCCUCCCGCUAUUGCUGAGGAACUCCGGAGAGUGAACCCAUCCCGGUUGCAACGGCGUCUACCUGGAACCAACAAGGUCCUUUUUAGCAGAAACGAGGAGCGCUACUACAUGGAGAGGGACGAGGACACACUGCGUCUGCUGGGUUUGAAUGCAGAUAACGGUGGUGAUUCUGAGGAUGACGACGAUGAAGAUUCUGAUGACAAAGCGGACAAAAUAAAGAACCCAAACUCUUUACAGAGUGGCAAGUGGCAGUUGGGGCUGCAGGCCAUGUCUUUUGACCUGUACGCUAAGUAUGGAAACAAUCGCACACUCAGUCUUGUCAGUCCGAAGAAGCCGUAUUACCAGUGGAGGCUUCGGGUGCCGUCCGGUCACGUCGUGCGACUUGUCAUUCUCACACUUCAAGGGGCGACACCAGGAAGCUGCUCUGCCAACAAGCUGUCUGCUUAUGAUUUCCUACUGCCGCUUCAGAACAAGAUCAUCGCCAGAUGGUGUGGUCUGCCAAUAUCAGGAACCUCUCCUGUGAUGAAACUGACAUCUUCUGGAAACGUCAUGCUUGUCACAUUUUCUUUCAAUCGUCAGAGGCAAGGAGCCAUCUUCAAAGCUUAUUUCCAAGCUAUACCCAAAACCGAGUGUGGUGGUUUCCUCACUGCGUGGAACGGCACGGUGACGUCCCCUUACUACCCUGCCUACUACCCUCCAAAUGUGGACUGUAACUGGAAAAUCAGGGCUCCUUUGCCGGGAUACCUUCUCUCCGUGACCAUUGUGAUGCUAGACAUUCAGGAUUCACCGGCCUCAAGCACCUGCGAAAAAGAUUGGUUGGAAAUAGGCGGCGUAAAACUUUGUAACCCAGUUGGGGACAGCAGCAGGAAGAGGAUCUACUCUUCACCCGUCCUGCUGCAUUUUCACUCGGAUGAGUCUUUGACCCAUAAAGGUUUUUACCUGAUCUACAGGGCCUUCUCUCCUGAAAGCGCAUGUCCGAGGCAGUUCCGCUGUGGAGAUGGCAAGUGUAUUCCUCUGAGAAAAGUGUGUGAUGGAGAGAAAGACUGUUCUGAUGGACGAGAUGAGGCCAAAUGCAACACGUGUAAACCAGGAGAAGUGUAUUGUAUGGGUCAGUGCAGACCAAACAGCCAGUGUAACACUGCAUGUGAUGACAGCAGUGAAGAGAACAACUGUGGAGGUAAAUGCUUCCAUAUGUGCCCAAACAAAAUCUGCCUCCCCAAAGCCUCAGUGUGUGACGGGAUUGUGGACUGCAAAGACCGCAGUGAUGAACUCAACUGCACAAGAGCAUUUUCUAAAGGAUGCUCUCCUUCCUCUUUUAAAUGUGCCAGUGGAAAGUGCUUGAGUAAGAUCAAUCCGGAGUGUGACGGCAUUAAAGACUGCAAAGAUGGUUCAGAUGAGUUGCGCUGUAGUUGUGGCACGAGGCCAAGGAAGAGGGCAAAGAUUGUGGGUGGAACGGAUGCCCAGGCAGGCUCAUGGCCAUGGCAGGUCAGCCUUCAGAUGGAGCGUUAUGGUCAUGUGUGCGGGGCAUCUCUGGUGGCCAGCCGCUGGCUUGUCUCUGCAGCUCAUUGCUUUCAGGACUCGGAUGCAAUCAAGUAUUCUGAUGCGCGAUCAUGGAGGGCCUACAUGGGCAUGCGGGUUAUGAACUCAGUCAGCAACGCAGCGGCCACCAGACAAAUCCGUCGCAUCGUAUUGCAUUCACAAUACGACCAAUUCACCUCCGACUAUGACAUCGCUCUUCUAGAACUAAGCGCCCCUGUCUUUUUCAAUGAGUUGGUACAGCCCAUCUGCAUUCCUGCCUCCUCUCACGCCUUCACCUCGGGAACCAGCUGCUUUGUCACUGGAUGGGGGGUUCUGUCAGAAGAAGGUAUGACACGUUGUAGAAACUCAUUCAGAACAAACAAUUACUUCUUGUUGAGCUGAAGCAAGACAACGUUAGCAACACUGUCUUGAAACACAUGAUUCAUACGAUGACUAAAGGUGAGAAAAACGCAUUCUAAAGAAAUCAUCUUUGAUCACACCCACUGAAAAAUCCCCCAGGAUCCCCAUUGAAACGGCAAAGAUUUCCUUCACAUUUCCAUGGUUCACAGAAGCGGAGGUCAUCAUAGUUGGGUUUAAUGCCAUGGUUAUAUAACACAAAGAUAGUGUUAUAGAUGUACUUUAAAUAAAAGAAAAUGUAAUUUUUUUUUUUUAUAUAUCCAUACAAAUUUCAUUGGUACUUAUAUAUUUGCUAUAGAGAUCUUAUUUCAAAUGAUUUUAAAACUCAUGCCUGACUAGUAAGAAAUACGUUUAUUUUUAUAUUUGAAAUAUUUUUUAUGUCUGUAAACUUUAACGAGCAGAAGGGUUUCAGAAGUAAAUCAGAUUAAAGAAGCCUAAACACCAUUUAAUGUCAUAACAUGCAAUGUUUCCAUCUAAAAACUUUUGAUUUCAGGUGAAUUGGCCACAUUGCUGCAAGAGGCCACCGUUAACAUCAUCAAUCACAACACUUGUAAUAAAAUGUAUGACGAUGCGGUCACUCCCAGAAUGCUUUGCGCCGGAAACAUUCAGGGAGGAGUGGAUGCUU
Carassius auratus (goldfish) is the source of this 3085-nucleotide messenger RNA. Its product is annotated as suppressor of tumorigenicity 14 protein-like. The transcript is spliced from 17 exons. The coding region runs from base 19 to 2445 and encodes 808 amino acids. Gene Ontology annotation, biological process: proteolysis. Lineage: Eukaryota; Metazoa; Chordata; Actinopteri; Cypriniformes; Cyprinidae. Gene Ontology annotation, molecular function: serine-type endopeptidase activity; protein binding. The record is from RefSeq and is a predicted model, not a curated record.